This is a messenger RNA of Meira miltonrushii, 1747 nucleotides long. RefSeq names its product putative myo-inositol transporter. Gene Ontology annotation, cellular component: membrane. The coding region runs from base 104 to 1747 and encodes 547 amino acids. The record is from RefSeq and is a predicted model, not a curated record. Gene Ontology annotation, biological process: transmembrane transport. The transcript is spliced from 4 exons. Gene Ontology annotation, molecular function: myo-inositol:proton symporter activity. NCBI's taxonomy places the organism in Eukaryota, Fungi, Basidiomycota, Exobasidiomycetes, Exobasidiales, Brachybasidiaceae.
UUUCUAUAUAAGAUCUGUUGUAAACUCAGGAUGUAGUAUUCCUACAUCAUCUCUAUUUCAUAUAAACCGAAACGAGAACAACUCCCCCUACUACAAAUAAACAAUGUCGCUUGAUAGCAUCACAAAAGACAUGAAAGACUCAAUCAAUGUACAAACUACGGACCGUGUCGAAUCUUUAAACGGUGAUCACACUCAUGUUGCCGGUAUUCGUGACGAUCUGAUUAUUGCCGAUGGAGAAAAAGAUAUCAAUAAAUUCGUCUGGUAUUUAUCAUCUAUUGCAGGAGUUUCUGGUUUCCUUUAUGGUUGGGACACAGCUGUUGUCGGCGGUGCGUUGGCAAAUAUCGGAGAUGCUCUUGGCCAUAAUCUGAACUCAGUCGAAACAGAAUGGGCAGUUGCUUCACUUUCCGCAGGUGGCAUUCUUGGGACGUUAAUCGGAGGUUCGCUAUCCGAUAAGAUCGGUCGGAAAGCUGUUCUUAUUAUUGGUGAUGUCUUUUUCAUUUUAGGUGGAAUUUUGAUUUGCGCUUCAUUUUCACUUUCUCAAUUUAUCGUUGGAAGAAUUUUAAUGGGUGGUGGAGCGGGUAUCGCAACGGUCGUAUGUGCAGUCUAUCUCGGAGAAGUAGCACCAAGUAUGCAUAGGGGUAGGAUCGUUGCUGUUCAGAGUGUAAUGAUUACUGGCGGUCAACUUUGUGCUUAUGCAGUCAGUGCUGGGUUGGAAAACAUCUUUAACGGAUGGCGAAUUUUGUUUGCUUUAAGUCUUCCAUUUGCUAUGGUUCAAGGUAUUGGAAUGCAUUGGUUACCCGAGACACCUAGAUUCGCCGUUCUAGCCGGCAACAUUGCAAAUGCGCAAAAAACUCUACGGGCAAUUUAUCCAAGAGCAACAGAAGAUCAACUGAACAAAAAGUUACAUGCCAUUCAAGCAGCAACAGAAGUAUCCGUGUCUCUUAAAGCAACCCAUCCAACCUUUAUGGGACGCCUACUUGCCAUUUGCACAACACCUACAUACCUACGUUGCAUAACGUGUGCAGCCGUGGUCUUUUUAGGACAACAAUUAUCUGGAUGGAAUUCGUUUUUGUACUAUUCCAGUACCCUUUUUGGCGCUGCUGGUUUUACGAACACUUCGGCUGUCGGUAUUUUGGUUGCAGGUAUAAAUUGUAUUUUUACAAUCAUUUCAAUGUUUUCUAUGGAUCGUGUCGGUCGUCGAAGGAUGUUUCUCAUUGGUGUACCUAUUAUGACCGUCGCUCUCGCUAUUGCUGCAGUUGCAUUCCACUAUAUGACUAUCAGCACAAACGGUCAAUUAUUAGACGGUCAAGACUAUCCACAAAAAUGGGUUGGACUGAUGCUUGGCAUGAUGUGCUUUUUCAUUGUGGGUUAUGCUCCCUCUUUGGGAACGAUUGCUUAUACUACAAUAGAGCUUAUUCCACUCGAAGUUCGUGGUAUCGGAUCAGCAAUUGCAGUUGCAUUUCAAUGGGCAGGAAAUCUUAUCAUCAGCUCUACGUUCCUUACCAUGCUCAAAUCAAUGGGUGCUGCCGGAACAUACGGUCUAUUUUCUGGUCUUUGUUUCCUUACUUUUAUCUUUAUCUUCUUUUGCUAUCCUGAAUCCGCUGGACUAACAUUAGAAGAGACUGGCACGCUCUUUAUCGAUGGGUUCGAAGUCAAGAAAGCCGAUCAAAUUCGAAAAGCCAAGCGAAGCAAGAACGAUUUGGAGUCAGCCGAAUCUAGUAAUAUGAAUAAUAUGACGGAGCUUUGA